CAAAACCACCCAUUGACAUAGCUAUCAAUAACUUCGUGCAUGUUCAAAAACGUAAACUCUAAUCUCCGCGUUGGAACUUUUUCCGGUGUCGUCGACCGAUUCAAGGAACAGCUGAGCAACGCAGACGGUUCAAAACAUCAUCCAGGUGUUGAGUGACAGAUCAGCUAUGAUGGGGGAUAAGCAGCGAGGGAUCCGAGUCACUCAAGCGGAACUACUCUGCAAGGAUGCCUGUGGUUACUAUGGAAAUCCUGCAUGGCAAGGGUUUUGCUCCAAGUGCUGGAGAGCGCAGAACCGAACAGCAGAAGCAAAACAACAUGACAGUGGACAAAGCCCCGACGUCGACCGAGGAUCUUCUCUUACCUUCUCAAAGUUUGAAGAGAAGAAGAGCAUUGAGAAGGGCCGUCGAGUUACCACUAUGCGGAGGCUUUUCUGGGGCGGGCAGUCCCCUACAAAACCCCAAGAGUCCUCCGAGUGCCAGGCUGCAGCCUUGAAAGACUUCCAGAGCCUGGAUCCUGGGGACUUCACCACCUUUCUGAAACUGCUUCGGAAACCUACCUCCCAGAGCCUGCAGUCGCGUUGUACAGCCUUCCUCAACACUGUCGAGGCUUACCAUGACCUACCUGUGCAGAAGCAGUCUGACCUUGUGCAAGAUUUUUACCAGAGCAUCGCUGAGUAUUUCCACGGUCUUUCUGAGACUCAGGUCUCUCAGAUGAUGGAGCACAUAGAAAAGCUUAUAAUGACCCGCCUUCACAAAUGGGUCUUCUGCCAUGACAGCUGUGACGACGAGCAGAAAGAUUUGGCGCUCCAGAGAAGAAUACGGUCCUUCAACUGGAUCACACCCCAGAUGUUAAGGGUUCCAUUUCCUGAUCACGAAGCUGAGAUUACCAGAGAUCCCUUCCUACCUGCCAUAACAGCCAUAAUUGAGAUGGAUGCCAAGCGAGCGCCGCAGGACAAGCUUUCAUGCGUGUCCAAGUGCAGCCAGAACAUCUUCCAGGCUCUCUCCAGCUCCAACAGCGAGCCGGCCAACGCUGACGACUUCCUGUCGGGUCUGAUCUACGUGGUGCUGAAGGCCAACCCGCCCCGACUUCACUCCAACAUGCAAUACGUCAUCCGCUUCGGGCUGCCUCACAGCUUGAUGGCAGGAGAAAGUGGUUACUACUUCACCAAUUUGUCUUGUGCCGUGGCCUUCAUCGAGAAGCUGGACGGGUCAGCACUCAAUCUCAGUCCAGAGGAGUUCGAGGGGUACAUGCAGGAUCGCCGAGCGUCCUCGGUGUUCCUGGGAGCCAGCGAGAGGCGUCGGGUCUCCCGAGAGACACAGGACCAACUGGAGGAGCUGAGGGACCGGCAGGAGAGGGUGACCCAGGGAGUGGACGCCCUCAGGGAACAGCUACAGCAGUGGGUGCAGUCUGUUGAGGAACAGGUGGACGCAGCAACAACCCAGGCUUCUCUGGCUCACAAAGAAAUCACAGCACAGUCGGAGAUGAAGCAGAGCGAGCUCGUCUUGGCCCAGCCGGAAAUGGGGAAAGAGGAUGGCAAAGGCCUACCCGUGCCCGAGCUUGCGGAUCCAGAAUCUAACAAGGACAGUUCAACAACAGAUACGGACUGUUAGCCCUUCAUCACGAUGGAAGGUGUUUUUCAGGAAUAACAAAGCGGCGAGCGGAUGCCGUCAAGGUACCAAAUAGCAGCACAGAUGUUUUCUGAAGCAUGUCAACAUUCCUCAAUGCCAAGUUUGCACAUUAGAAACAGAACCUAGAGUACAUCCUCAGUACACUUGUUGGGACAUUCUGCAGCCUCUGAUUGGGUUUCACAGGUUGCACAGAGCUGCCAACUGUUUACACAUAUACUUGAGCUUUUUCAGGUUUCGAAAUGUUAUGUACAUUGAAUGUUUGCACAUUGGUUGUCUCAUUACGUGCAACACAUUUAUAUUGUCUUGUUGAAGGAUAUUUUAACUUGAAGGAUAUUUUAACAUGUUAAAUAUUCAAGUUCAUUGUUAAAGCAAUAUUUUUUCAUAUUUCUUGCUCUAAUGACUUGUACAAGCUAAAGAAUUAAGUUAAAAUAAACAAGUGCCUUCCUAGUGUGGUAAUAAAUUAUAAUAGAAUAAUGUGAAUAAAACCAUAUGUACAUAUUAUCUCUGAUGCAAGUUGAGGACCAAAGGUGGAGAGGAUCUUGUGCUGAAUGCUACCUGUUACUUUGUACCACUUAAUCUCGGUUGAAAAGACCCUAACACAACUGUGACCUUUCUGUUCCAUGUGGUAAUAAAAGUAUUACAAAACUAUCAACGA
Osmerus eperlanus (European smelt) is the source of this 2282-nucleotide messenger RNA. Its product is annotated as rab5 GDP/GTP exchange factor-like. Gene Ontology annotation, biological process: vesicle-mediated transport. The coding region runs from base 167 to 1609 and encodes 480 amino acids. Gene Ontology annotation, molecular function: DNA binding; guanyl-nucleotide exchange factor activity; small GTPase binding. NCBI's taxonomy places the organism in Eukaryota, Metazoa, Chordata, Actinopteri, Osmeriformes, Osmeridae. The transcript has 9 exons. Gene Ontology annotation, cellular component: cytosol; endocytic vesicle. The record is from RefSeq and is a predicted model, not a curated record.